AUGCUAGUUCAUCCUCAUCCUCACCAAGCAAAGUAUAGCAGCAAACAAAGCCAGCUUGUCACUGCGCUUCUUUCCUAGUUUCCUUCUCAAUUCUCAUUCUCAAAAGAGAAUAUAUUGAGCUGAUCGAGCUAGAUAUAUAGAAGCACUAGCUAGUUGAUCAACAAUGGAGCACAGCUUCAAAACCAUAGCAGCUGGAGUGGUGAUCGUCGUGCUGCUCCUGCAGCAGGCGCCCGUGCUGAUUCGGGCCACCGACGCGGACCCUCUCCAGGACUUCUGCGUCGCCGACCUCGACAGCAAGGUCACGGUGAACGGGCACGCGUGCAAGCCGGCGUCGGCCGCCGGCGACGAGUUCCUCUUCUCCUCCAAGAUUGCCACGGGCGGCGACGUGAACGCCAACCCGAACGGCUCCAACGUCACGGAGCUCGACGUCGCCGAGUGGCCCGGCGUCAACACGCUCGGCGUGUCCAUGAACCGCGUCGACUUCGCGCCCGGUGGCACCAACCCGCCGCACGUCCACCCGCGCGCCACCGAGGUCGGCAUCGUGCUCCGCGGCGAGCUCCUCGUCGGCAUCAUCGGCACCCUCGACACCGGGAACAGGUACUACUCCAAGGUGGUCCGUGCCGGCGAGACGUUCGUCAUCCCGAGGGGGCUCAUGCACUUCCAGUUCAACGUUGGCAAGACGGAGGCCACCAUGGUGGUGUCCUUCAACAGCCAGAACCCCGGCAUCGUCUUCGUCCCGCUCACAUUGUUCGGCUCCAACCCGCCCAUCCCGACGCCGGUGCUUGUCAAGGCACUCCGCGUGGAUGCUGGUGUAGUUGAGCUGCUCAAGUCCAAAUUCACCGGCGGGUACUAAUUAAUCCGAGAGCAUUUUCAUGGUGUUCUCUGCUACCAGCAGCAUACUUUAAGCUCCCGUUGUGUGGUUGCAUGUUAUUGGAUUGAAUAAACUUUCUCCCAUGUUAUGGGAAUGGAAAUAAAAUGUAAUACUUCUUUGUGAUGUUUUUUUUCUCCUUAUAAUGAAUUAAGAAUCGUGUAUCUUUUCUGUGUA
Molecule: messenger RNA, 1045 nt
Organism: Oryza sativa Japonica Group (Japanese rice)
Lineage: Eukaryota; Viridiplantae; Streptophyta; Magnoliopsida; Poales; Poaceae
Source: RefSeq, a predicted model, not a curated record